CACAACAUGAUACCAGAGGCUAGUUAUGAAGCCAAGAGCUACAGAACUGUUACAUCCAAUAAUUACUCAUUUGACUAUGAUUUGACAAGACUUAAAGAGCUCACAAUAUGCACUGUCCGGGUCCGGAGGAUAUAAAACCAAAUUCUAAGGCCUAUAGUAUGUAUGUGCGUAUCCUACACAGCAGAUGGCAGCACAACGCAAACUGUUCAGUAAAUCUGCCUGACGGAACCGAACAUGCACAGUAGUAGAAACAUUAGCGAACAGCUGAUACAAUGGCGCCACUGGACCUGGAUAAAUACGCGGAGAUUGCCAAGCAGUGUAAAUAUUUACCUGAAAACGACCUCAAGAGGUUAUGUGAUUAUGUAUGUGACCUAUUGCUGGAGGAAUCCAAUGUCCAGCCUGUGUCCACCCCUGUGACUGUGUGUGGAGAUAUACAUGGACAGUUUUAUGAUCUGUGUGAACUCUUCAGAACUGGAGGACAGGUCCCAGACACAAACUAUAUUUUCAUGGGUGACUUUGUUGACCGGGGAUAUUACAGCUUGGAGACAUUCACAUACCUGUUGGUGUUAAAAGCCAAAUGGCCUGACCGCAUCACGCUUUUAAGAGGAAACCACGAAAGCAGACAAAUAACCCAAGUAUAUGGCUUUUAUGAUGAAUGCCAAACCAAAUAUGGAAAUGCCAAUGCCUGGCGCUACUGUACCAAAGUGUUUGAUAUGUUAACAGUUGCAGCGCUGAUGGAUGAGCAGAUUCUGUGUGUUCAUGGGGGCCUCUCCCCAGACAUAAAGACCCUGGACCAGAUCAGAACCAUUGAGCGUAACCAGGAGAUCCCCCACAAGGGAGCAUUCUGUGACCUUGUCUGGUCAGACCCGGAGGACGUCGACACCUGGGCCAUCAGCCCUAGGGGAGCUGGGUGGCUGUUUGGUGCAAAGGUCACCAAUGAGUUUGUUCACAUCAACAACUUGACGUUGAUCUGUCGGGCACAUCAACUAGUCCAUGAAGGUUACAAGUUCAUGUUUGAUGAGAAGCUGGUCACAGUCUGGUCAGCUCCUAACUACUGCUAUCGCUGCGGCAACAUUGCCUCCAUCAUGGUCUUCAAAGACGCCAAUACAAGGGAGCCCAAGCUGUUCCGGGCGGUGCCCGACUCAGAGAGAGUAAUUCCACCCAGAACAACGACACCAUAUUUCCUGUAAACACUGCACUAACUAUCAUCAUCUUUGGCCGCACUGUUAUCAAGCACCACAUUUGUAAUGCAUCACAUACAGUGGAGCAACAACAACUCCCGUUGAAGUGACACCACUGAUUAUGUCAUUCAUAUUUUACCAGUGGAGGCUGCUGAGGGGAGGACGGCUCAUAAGAAUGGCUGGAAUGGAGCCAAUGGAAUGGUAUCAACCACAUGGAAACCACAUGUGGUUGAUACCAUUCCAUUGGCUCCAUUCCAGCCAUUCUUAUGAGCCGUUCUCCCAUCAGCAGCCUCCACUGUAUUUUACUGUAGGCUAUUGUAUGUAACUUAUAUACAGUACUGUGUGUUUUUGUGUCUGCUGUAGCUCUGUGUGCCAACACGUGUGUUCACACAGAAGUACUCUAUUAAGUAAUGCCACUACUCUGUUUCAAACGUUUUAGGCGAUAGCAGUGUCAAUAUUUCAUGUUUUUAUCAAACACAUGUUAGAUUUAAUGAAUCAUGGUAGAUUACAAUAAGAACACGUGAAGUGAAACAGGAACACUUAUUUUAGCCACUUUACAGAGAGAGGUCACCAUUUCAGUUUGACUUCGGUCUAUUUGCAGCCUAUUAGGAAUAAACUGUAGAAGAUGUUAUUUGUCAGAUGUUUGAUUUUAUUUUUGUAAUGUAUAUUUAUUGAAUUUCAUGUAUCGUGUAGAUAUAUAUAUAUAUAUCACAGUAUAAAGCACUCAAAUUAGAAAUAUGUUUAAAUGAGAAUUUACUCAUGCACUUGACUUAGUUAUCUUAUGUAGUCUUAUAAUAAAGCUAUAAGCCUGAUAAUUGAGGUGAGAAAUUAUUAUAAUGAACAUCACUGAUCUAAAACAUAUAGAUAGGUUCUUUGAUGGAAAAUUGUAUGUUGGUGCUUUUCUAUUUACCAAUUUUUAUGUUCUGUGUUUGUGCUUUUCUAUAAACCAAUUUCUGUGUUCAUGCAAGUGACUGAUUGAACGAAUCCUUACAAUUAGUGUCUGCAAUUUGGCAGUACGCCCAGACCCCUGUUUAGAGAAAGGGACAUCUCAGUUUCAAGGUCUCAGCUUAGAGAGAAGAAGCCUCGUGAGGUAUUAGUCUGUCACAUGCAUGAACCAGUAUUGGUCAGUCACAUGAAUGAAGUAAACGUUAAUGAUUAAUUAGUUAUGAAUAAGCCAAAUCAUGCAACUAUGACUUGUCAGUAUAUAAAGGAACUAAUAGGACUGCCCCGUUAGAGCUCCUGACAGACGUUCACUAUGGUGCAUCAAGUUUGCUGGAACCUCUCCAGUGAGCUGAUAAAAAACAAUGAUUCAUUUAA
Messenger RNA from Salmo salar (Atlantic salmon), 2498 nucleotides. Its product is annotated as serine/threonine-protein phosphatase 6 catalytic subunit. The record is from RefSeq and is a predicted model, not a curated record. NCBI's taxonomy places the organism in Eukaryota, Metazoa, Chordata, Actinopteri, Salmoniformes, Salmonidae. Gene Ontology annotation, molecular function: protein serine/threonine phosphatase activity.